AUGGAGGCUGAGGAAGGGUGUAUGAAAUCAAAUGAAAGUUCUCAAAACAACUGCCACCCUAGCACCUAUCAAGACUGUGGCAUCAGCUGCUGUCAUUCACCACUGUGCAGGGAGGAAAACCAGUUUCAUUCCCGUCCGCUCCGGACCCUAUCAGUGCCCAGCUCAUUGGUGAAGAGGUACAUUUUGAGGUCCCUAAUUAACCAAGGGAACCCUCCACCAUAUUCGAGCACCGGUCCAAUGGCCCCAUACCCACCUUAUCCACAGUCACCAAUGGGACCUGAGGUCUAUCCCCCAGGACCUAUGGGAGGACCUUACCCACCUUCUCAAGGGUACUCCUACCAAGGAUGCCCACAGUAUGGCUGGCAAGGUGGACCUCAGGAGCCUCCUAAAACCACAGUGUAUGUGGUAGAAGACCAAAGAAGAGGACUGGGCCCAUCUACCUGCCUCACAGCCUGCUGGACUGCUCUCUGUUGUUGCUGUCUCUGGGACAUGCUCCCCUCACCUGCCUGGCCCUGCUGUCCUCCAGCUCUUCUGCCACCUCCGCCAGGUGUGACCGCCCCCAUCUCUUCUGAUCGCUGA
Molecule: messenger RNA, 579 nt
Organism: Molossus molossus (Pallas's mastiff bat)
Lineage: Eukaryota; Metazoa; Chordata; Mammalia; Chiroptera; Molossidae
Gene: CYSTM1
Product: cysteine rich transmembrane module containing 1
Cellular component (GO): extracellular exosome
Source: RefSeq, a predicted model, not a curated record